Messenger RNA from Morone saxatilis (striped sea-bass), 2319 nucleotides. It is a transcript of the gene lpcat1, whose product is annotated as lysophosphatidylcholine acyltransferase 1. The record is from RefSeq and is a predicted model, not a curated record. Lineage: Eukaryota; Metazoa; Chordata; Actinopteri; Moronidae.
AUAGGACUGAUGUCUGUUACGGUGUUUCCAGUGCGGCUGUUGCUGGUGUCCUUCUUCAUGCUGCUGGCGUGGCCCUUCGCCUUCACAGCCUCCCUGGGACGCUCUGAGUUCGUCUUUGAGCCACAGUCAUGGUGGAGGAGGUUUAUAGACCUGUGUCUACGGGUGAUCAUGCGAGCCAUGUGGUUUUGCGGAGGUUUCCAUUGGAUCAAGGUGAAAGGGGAACGGGCGGCGUCCUCUGAAGUUCCCAUCCUCACCGUGGCACCACACUCCUCCUACUUUGAUGCCAUCCCAGUCACCAUGACCAUGUGCUCCAUAGUCACUAAACUGGAGAGCAGGAGCAUUCCUGUCUGGGGCACUCUGAUCAGCUACAUCAGGCCAGUGUUUGUGUUUCGAUCGGAUCAGGACUCCAGAAGAAAAACUGUCGAGGAGAUCAAGCGGAGAGCCCGAUCUGGAGGGGAGUGGCCUCAGAUUAUGAUAUUUCCAGAGGGGACGUGCACCAACAGGUCGGGUCUCAUCUUAUUCAAGGCUGGUUCAAGAUCCUAUGGCUCACGCUCUGCCAGCCUCAUAAUCCCAUGGAGAUAGAGUACUUGCCUAUAUACACUCCAUCAGAUGAGGAGAAGGAAAACCCUGCUCUGUUUGCAGAUAAUGUCAGAAAGCUCAUGGCCAAGGCGCUGCAGCUGCCACUUACAGACCUGUCCUUUGACGACCGUGAGAUCAGCCUAUCACGGGGCCCGCUGCGCAUAUAUGACUACAGCAGCCUGCUUGAGUUCAAUCAGCUGGUGUGCCGCCUGGGGCUGAGGGCAGGAACUACAGAGAAAGUUCUGGAGGAGCAGGCCAGAAGAGCCAGAAAGCUGCAGGGAGACAGGCUGGGUUUGGAGGACUUUGCCCAAUUCCUCAACCUGCCAGUUACAGACACACUCACACAAGUCCACAGCCUCUUUGACCAGCAAGGAGACGGACAGAUAGACAUCAGACACUAUGUUAUUGCUUUAUCUACUGUUCAUCGACCAUCAAAGUCAAUGAAGACCCUCAAAUUGGCCUUCAAGAUGUAUGAGAGUGAGGAGAGCGGGGAAGUCCUAGAAGAGGAGGUUGCCGCCAUCUUGGAGAUAAUGUUGGGAGUGAAAGAGGUGGAACUGUCAGGUGUUUUUUUAUCGCUUGAUGGACCUGACACAGAGAAGAUGACAUAUGAUGAACUUCAUAAUUUUAUAGACCAGCACCCUCGCUUUGUCCAGGAUAUCCUGGAUUUUAAAAACCAUCCACGCAAAUUCUGCAUCGGAAGACCUAAAAGCUGCAACGGCCAGAACCACAACAAAGACGACUGAAGAAUGGACUUUAGUCCAGCAACUCUAUUUACUACUCUACUCUAUCUGAUGUAACAGCAUCUCCCCAUGCUGCAACUUCCCUACCACCUCUGUGCCUUUAAGUGCGGGUAGAGAAAGAGGAAUAGACGGAGAGAAACGCAGUAGUUAGGAUUUGUAUGCAUGGACCAGUGCAGCACAGAUGAUGGAGUCUGAAUCUCUACUCCGUCACUUAUGUCAGUUCUCUGCCUUCCUUUAUUUUUAGUCCACAUUGCGAUAUUAAGAUGAUAUUGUGUUUUUUUCUGCUCUGCAAAUAUUUAUUUUAAAUUUAUUUUCUUUUGUAUGAAAUACACAUAUUUUACAAAUUGGUUGAUAUGGGGUGUUUUUUUUUUUCUUUCAUGACUUUAUGUUGAAGGUUAUCACUGUUCUCAGGCAAAUGGACUCUGCCCUAUCCUGCUGCUCUUUAUUUACAUAGUACAUGUAGAAACCUAAUUUCAGGCGAAAAGGAUAAGGAUAUACACCAUGCUGGGAUGUGAUUGCAUCAAACAUAAGUUAACAAAUACUGGGUAAAAGCCCCAAAAAUAGAUCUGCCAAGUAAUCCUAUCAUUCCUUAUUUCACUGCCAUAAGUAUACAAACCAAAAACCUUUGGAAACAUUUUGGAUUAUUAUAUCUGUUGUUAUUGCCUAGAUACCAAUUGGCUCAUCUAACUAUAUUUUUUUCUGUUUUAUUUGGUAAAAUGAUGUUCUCAAUUUUAAUGUUUUCCAAAAAUUGUUUUAAAACCGUUUAGUUUUUCUUAGAAAAACUUUUUAAGAGGAUUGUUUUGGAGCAUCAAAUCCUCUCUUUAAACCUCAGACAAACAGAUAAUACACAUACUGCAUCUUCAGUUUUCUACGCCUGUGCAUUUCUCUGCUAAUUUAUAUACUGAUCUCAGAUGGUUUUACGCUGGACUGGCACAUUUUGCAACUUGUUGCUGGUACUUCCUGUAAUGUUUAAUUUCUCAAUUAAAUGCAGAAAUCAAAG